Messenger RNA from Poecile atricapillus (Black-capped chickadee), 2539 nucleotides. RefSeq names its product vasopressin V1a receptor-like. Gene Ontology annotation, molecular function: peptide binding; vasopressin receptor activity. NCBI's taxonomy places the organism in Eukaryota, Metazoa, Chordata, Aves, Passeriformes, Paridae. The coding region runs from base 756 to 2048 and encodes 430 amino acids. Gene Ontology annotation, cellular component: membrane. The record is from RefSeq and is a predicted model, not a curated record. The transcript is spliced from 2 exons. Gene Ontology annotation, biological process: G protein-coupled receptor signaling pathway; positive regulation of vasoconstriction; regulation of systemic arterial blood pressure by vasopressin.
AAACCAUGUUUAAGAAAAGAAAUUUAAUGGCCCACUGCCAGAAACUCUCCAGUAAAUGUGAAGAUUUUGCUUGUACUUGCAGAAACGUGUGGUUUAGACCUGCGAUAAGGCUUGGAUGACAUUUACUGUCUGAGAUGAAGUUCUGAAACCUUCAGAAACCUUUGAAAUUCUGCGCUAUUGUUUCUAAUAAUUUAUUUCUCUUGGGCUGAUCCCAGCAUGACAGUGAAGUGCCAAAGGCUCAGGCGGGCUUUCUCAGGACCAAACCAGCACCUCUUACCGACAAGUCACUUUGCCUUGGCUAGAAGCCAGAUCGGCGUGCGCAGGCUGAUGCCGACAGAUCUCCAUUUGCUCUGCACGACUAGGGCAGUUUUAUUCGCAAUUAUUUAGGCGCUGCUUUACCUGACUGUGAGGGAGCUCUCCGGGAGCACGGUUCGGCAGAGCAGCCCUUCCAGCUGCCCAGCCCGGGGGCUCCGGUAGCCGGCAAGGGCUGUGGGUCCGUGUCCCCCGGGCUCAGCGCUUUCGGGGCGGAGCGGCCCGGGUCCCGUGGCGGGGCGAGCGGGCGGCGGUACCGGGGGAAGGAGGGGGCUGGCGUCAGGAGCUGGGCAGCCACUGCCGCGGGAGCUCCCCCGCGCCUCGCCUCGCCUCCCGCGGCCGCGGGGGGAUAAAGGCACCUGGCCCGGCUCUCCGGGCCACCGGAGCGGGAAAGGCGGGCGAGAGGACGUGCGGGGGCCGUGCCCCACCGCGCAGCCCCCUCCAUGCGCCUCGCCGGCGGCUCCGGCUCGCCCCGGGCUGUGCCCUCUCCCGGGAAUGGCAGCCGGUGGCGGGCGGCGGAGCCCGGCGGCGGCAGCAGCCCCAGUCCCGAGGCGUGGUCGGGGUCGCCGAACGGCAGCCUGGGCGGCUGGGACCCCUUCGGGCGGGACGAGGAGCUAGCGAAGCUGGAGAUCGCGGUGCUGGCCGUCACCUUCGCGGUGGCGGUGGUGGGGAACGGCAGCGUGCUGCUGGCCCUGCGGCGCACACCGCGCAAGGCGUCCCGCAUGCACCUCUUCAUCCGCCACCUCAGCCUGGCCGACCUGGUGGUGGCCUUCUUCCAGGUGCUGCCCCAGCUCUGCUGGGAGGUGACCCACCGCUUCCACGGCCCCGACGGGCUGUGCCGCGUCGUCAAGCACCUGCAGGUCUUCGGCAUGUUCGCCUCGGCGUACAUGCUGGUGGCCAUGACCGCCGACCGCUACAUCGCCGUGUGCCACCCGCUGAAGACGCUGCAGCAGCCCACCAAGCGCUCGUACGGGAUGAUCGCGGCUGCCUGGGCGCUCAGCCUGCUGCUCAGCACCCCGCAGUAUUUCAUCUUCUCUCUCAGCGAAGUGGAGCGCGGCUCUCAGGUCUACGACUGCUGGGCGCACUUCAUCAUGCCCUGGGGGCCCCGCGCCUACAUCACUUGGAUCACCGGCGGCAUCUUCAUCGCGCCCGUCCUCAUCCUCAUCAUCUGCUACGGCUUCAUCUGCUACCGCAUCUGGCGCAACGUCCGGGGCAAGACGCGCCCGGGGGAGGCGGCGGCAGCGGCUGCCGGCCGGCGGGCAGGUGAUGAUGCUGGCCCGCGACGGGGGCUGCUGCUCGCCCCUUGUGUCAGCAACGUCAAAACCAUCUCCCGCGCCAAGAUCCGCACCGUCAAGAUGACCUUCGUCAUCGUCUCGGUGUACGUCGUUUGCUGGGCGCCCUUCUUCACCAUCCAGAUGUGGUCCGUCUGGGACCAGCGCUUCCCCUGGGUCGAUUCUGAAAACACUGCGACUACUGUUACAGCUCUGCUGGCCAGCCUGAACAGUUGCUGUAACCCGUGGAUCUACAUGUUCUUCAGUGGGCACCUCCUCCAAGACUGCCUACAGAGCUUCCCUUGCUGCCAAAAAAUAAAGCUAACACUGAGUAAAGAAGAUUCAAACAGCAAUAGCAGGCGACAGACUUCUUUCACCAACAACAGAAGCCCAACCCACAGCUUAAACACGUGGAGAGAGAUGCCCCACUCCAAAUCGACCAGCUUCAUCCCCAUUCCAACGUGAGACAGGCCUCAGGGCAGGCAGGGCUUGCAGUCCCAUCGCGGUGUUUGGGAAGGUUGUGGCAUUGCACUUUAUGCCAGGACAGGGCACCAUCACGGUACCAAGGAAUGACUAAGAUGGCCCUGAGACAGAAAGUGCCACCUUGCUUGAUAAGCUAUGCUGCAGAAUGUAAAUUAUUUUCUGAAAGUUAUUUAGGAUUUGGGCAACUGAUCAGGAAGGUGUGACAACAAUAAAGCAAUUAUUUUUUAAAAUAGAAUUUAUUUUAAUUUUUUGUCUGUUUCUAAAAUACUAAGUGAAUUGUUUGUUUGCUGUUUAAAGCAGCAAAAAUAAUGGAGUUGUCAUCUCUUGCAGUAACUCCACUCUCUAGUGUUAAUGCAUAAGGCUUCUCAUGAUUGUCUGACGAAGUCACGGGGAAAAAAGACAAUAUGAGCAAGAUUACAGUUUAGUCUCAAACAUUAAAAGAAAGGAGUGGGGGAAAAGUCUUGGCUGUCCAG